This is a messenger RNA of Parascedosporium putredinis, 2832 nucleotides long. The record is from the annotation of a GenBank genome assembly. Lineage: Eukaryota; Fungi; Ascomycota; Sordariomycetes; Microascales; Microascaceae.
AUGCCUAAGCCAAAGAUAAUACGUGCCGACACGAUCGAUCUCCAAGAUCACGCUCGUCCUUCGGCACAGGACCACUCUAAAUCAAACCUUCGCACCACUCCCUCCUUGACACUUGCUCCUCACCAGGCUGAAACCCUUCGAGAGGUCGCGCACGAGACCGCCGACGAGAACCUUCGCAGUCCCCGCCUGGUGUGGGACAAACCCGCCGAACUUCAGGGAGCCGCGAGCGACGGCGCUAAUCCCGACCCCGACCCCAACCCCGACGUUGACGUUGACCCUGAGAUCCGUAUCGGAAUCGACGACGCAGAAAUCAAGUCCCGCGCUUCCGACCAGCCGAAUUCCGAACCAGAUCAUCCCAAUCAGGACCACAAGAUGCACCAACAGGAUGCCCUGGCGGUUGCCCAAAAUGGUGGCCUCCAAGACGAUAGCGACAUGGAGCUAGACGGCGACGAUUACGAUGAUGAUAUGACGGGCGGCAUUUCAAGCUCCCCUUCAAUCGAGGAUGGUGUGUACUCUCAGCUUGUUCCUUUGGCCGUCACCGUUGGAGGUCCCCUUCUGGAGGCGUUGAUACAAAACGAGGAGGAAAGUCUUCGUCGCCAUCUUCUUCUUCCUCCGAUCCACGACGGUGAGUACCACAGCGAUGAGGACGACGCACUUCUUCCAGGUAUACGGCAGUAUUACGACGAUUACGGGCCCGCCUGGUCGCCCAACAUGAGUAGUGGCUUUUCAUUCUCGCGGGCCGAUUAUCUUAUAUCCGAAAUGGAAAAGGAGUUGUCCCGAUGGCCUCUUACCGAUGUUUCCGGGUUGGACUUCCUGUCUAAACGAAAGGUUUUCGAGAAAGGGGAGCAUACCCAUGCCCCAAGCGACGGGAGUAACGAUAACGCGCUCGACGACCUUUCGACACCCGAUAUUGCGACCACAGCCCCGACAGAGGAAGAAGAAGAAGAAGAAGAAGAAGAUGGCGAUGCUAGCGAUGAUUCCUUUCCCGAUGACAUUGAUCCCCGCUAUAUUGGCAUAGGCUGGGCCGUGGAGUGCUUACAAGAUCCAGAGGACAUUGAUUUCGAAUACGUCUACGCGCUUCAUACUUUUGUGGCGACCGUCGAAGGCCAAGCGAAUGCGACCAAAGGCGAUACCAUGGUUCUGUUAGACGACAGCAACAGUUACUGGUGGCUUGUGAGGAUUGUCAAAGACAGCAGUAUAGGCUACCUUCCCGCCGAACACAUCGAAACUCCUACCGAGAGAUUGGCUCGCCUUAACAAGCACCGGAAUAUUGAUGUAAAUGCGCCCUUUUAUCCUAUCCUUUUGUCUGCAACCAUGCUCGGUGACCAAGCAGCCGAAAAGUCAAAGCCAACUUUCAAGACCGCCAUUCGGCGGCGAAAGAAGACUGUAACCUUCGCCGCCCCCACGUAUGUUGACUAUGAGGACUACGAUUACUCGAGCGACGACGACGAAGACCAAGAGGAGAUCUUUGCGCAGCAGCAAGCAGCAGCCAAGCAGGCCCGCGAACAAGCUGCCGCUGCUGCCGCCGCCGCCGAGAACCAGCAAGGCGAGAUGGACUCGGAAAGCGAAAUCGAAGACGAGACGGCCAGGGUCGAGCCUCUGAAACCCCGCGUCGUAAAGGAGGCUACCGCUGCGGAGUCCGCUAAGAGCACCACCGCCGCUGCCGAUGACUCUCACCUGAAGCGUGCAAGCGAGGAUAUGUUUGAUGGCAAAGCGGACAACGUCAGCCGAUCUAGGAAUGGCACCGUCCGUAACACGGACUCCUUUUUCAAAGAUGACACAGUUGAAACCAAGAAGAUUACCCUUACCCCCAACCUCUUGCGCGAUGAUAACACGCCACGCGAGUCCACGGACUCUAAAGAUAUUCGCCCUCGACCGAGUCUCGACAAGGUUCUCGACAAGGACAAGGAUGACAAGAAGAAGAGAGAGAAGGAGAAGAAGGAAAAGGACAAGAAACCAAGUGUCAUCCGCAACUUCUUCUCCCGGAAGGAUAAGAAGAAGGGCAGUAUCGAUGAGUAUGAGGACGAGCCCAAGAAGUCGAUGGACAGCAGCGAGACCCGCGACAGCAAGGACCACGAUGAGGUCGAGGGCACAGAUGCCUCGGCUAACGGCCCCCAGCGUCACCCCAGCAAGCUCCAGAAACAGAUGCCGCGUACAGAGUCCUCGCCAACUCGUAAAGGGCCUACUACAGGAUACGUAUCAGAGACUAGGAACGACGUCUCCAAUGUGCCGCCCGCGACGAUGCGCAUCGUCGACGCCGAGACCCAGGAGACUAGGGAGGUAUCCUCCCAACCGACCAAGGAGGAUUUGGCCCGAGCAAACGGAACCUCGUUCGGACCAGGCGACGCCCAGGAUGCCGCGUUGGGACAAGAGGCAUCUCGCGGCCCGCGAGCCCAACCCAUAGAACAGCGGGCUGCAUCACCCGCUCGGACGUCACCCACCAGUGCAACUCGCCCACCGCCCUUGAUGGUGGACACCUCGAGUCAAGAAGACCAGUCCCCGUCUCCGUCACCCGACCUACUCGAUGGUGACGAAGAAGAAGCUCUCCGGCGUGGGCAGGAUUCGGUGUCAACCAACUCUACAUCGGAAUCCACCGGCUCCACAUGGGAUGAUUCGAAGCUACGAGCCUUUUUCGACACUGGGUCGGAGAUCAAGGAUAUGCUAGUCGUCGUCUAUGACAAGACAGAUGUAGCGCCAGCGGGACCCGACCACCCCCUCGUUGGGUCUCUCUUUAGGGAACAGAAUGCCAAACUGGCCGAGAUAACAACUCAACUCGACAACAUGCUUGGCGAUUGGCUCGCUAGGAAGCAACGGUUGCGAGGCACCAUCUAG